UUUUCGUCUGGGUCGCCUCUUUUCACUCGCCGGAGACGUGGAAAAGUAAAGAGUCAGAGACGAUGAAAGACGACGGAGAGAUGGCGGAGGAGCAGAAGAAGAAGCCAUGUCGAUUCUGGAUUUGGGCUUUAUCUUCCGUUUUCUUCCGAUUGAUCUUGAUUUCCUUCCCCGGAAAUCUCAAUCUAUCUUCCCGUCCGGAGGUCUCCACACCUCUCACAAGCAUUCGCCGCCUUGCUGAAGGUUACUGGUUGAAGCAAGCUUCGAUGUCACCAUAUGCAGGAUCUAUGUAUCAUGGCUCGCCGUUGCUGCUCUCGCUUCUCGGACCUCUCACUGUUCAGAGGAUUAAUGGGCAACCAAGUCUCCUCUUGUGCAGCUUGGUUUUUGUUAUUGCAGAUAUAUUAAGUGCGAUGCUUCUUCGAGGGAUUGGUCAGAAACUCCAGAUGGCUUAUGGAUUGAAUGCGAGGCUACUUGGCCUUCUUAAGUCGUCAAGGGAUAAAGGGAUCCUACGUUGCGGUGAUAUUUCUGCUCUUGUGUACCUGUGGAAUCCUUUCACAAUCGUUUCUUGUGUGGGCUUAUCAACUUCUCCAAUCGAAAAUCUGGCUGUCAUACUGGCGCUUUAUGGAGCAGUUACUCGACGAGUUCCUCUGGCUGCAUUUGGCUUAGUCAUGGCCACACAUUUAUCUCUGUAUCCGGCAACCCUGACGAUUCCAAUGAUCUUUCUAUUGGGAUAUGGUUUGGAUGCUCCUCCUAUAAAAUUGUUCCUUCAGACCAAAAGUGUAGAAAACGAAGACAGAUCAACCUCUUCUGUUUCUAAAAAGGCUAAGUUCAAGCAGACUACACGCGUUCCCUUCUUAUGGAAAACAGUCGUGCACUUUGUGUUCUGGGUACUUCUGUGGUCGCUGUAUGUGUUGGUUUUAUGUGGCUUAUCACUGAGUAAAUAUGGUGGGCUUGAGGAGAUGUUCAAAAGGACAUAUGGUUUCAUUCUUAGUAUUGAAGAUCUGUCACCGAACAUCGGAGUCUUUUGGUACUUCUUUGCAGAAGUCUUCGACUUCUUCAGAAACUUCUUCCUGAUAGUUUUCCACGUAAAUAUUCUGUUUAUGUUACUGCCCUUAGCCAUACGAUUGAAACAUCGGCCCUGCUUCCUGGCUUUCAUAUACUUGACGAUCUCCUCGAUUCUUAAAUCUUACCCUUCAGUUGGAGAUUCGGCUUUAUACUUGAGUUUAUGGGCAUUGUUUGUCAAUGAGUUAGUAGAUAUGAAGUUCUCGUUCUUCCUCUUCUGUGGAUAUCUCGGGAUUUCUCUCCUCAGCCCUGUGAUGCAUAACCUCUGGAUAUGGCGUGGUACUGGAAACGCGAAUUUCUACUUCGGAAACGCUAUUGGCUAUGCAUGCUUCCAGAUCGUUUUCGUGGUUGAGAGCGUAAGUGCAAUGCUGAACCACGACCGGGCGCUUAAGAGAUGUAACUCGACCAAUCGAGAAGUCAAGAACUAAACCAUUUGCUGGUCAAUGCAAAACACACGUGAAGAAAACGAGUUUGGUUCUUAGCUUAGUGGUGCGAUUAGGUCAACCGCAAACGCUUAACGCUGGCCACACGUGUUUGUGUGAGUCGGUUUUUUUCGUUAAACAUCAUACAAAAGACAAAAUUUCCUUUGCCUUGCGAUUAAAGUAACAAUUAUAAUUUGAAAUUUGUGCCGA
Eutrema salsugineum is the source of this 1691-nucleotide messenger RNA. RefSeq names its product phosphatidylinositol glycan anchor biosynthesis class U protein. Gene Ontology annotation, biological process: protein localization to cell surface; attachment of GPI anchor to protein. The transcript has 14 exons. The coding region runs from base 63 to 1487 and encodes 474 amino acids. Gene Ontology annotation, cellular component: GPI-anchor transamidase complex; membrane. NCBI's taxonomy places the organism in Eukaryota, Viridiplantae, Streptophyta, Magnoliopsida, Brassicales, Brassicaceae. The record is from RefSeq and is a predicted model, not a curated record.